GUAAAAUUUCGAGUGAGUAAAACUCAGUUGGAUACAAGACGUUCGUGGCUUGAAGCCAAGUGUCUUGGCGUUCUGCUCCCUGUCAAUCGGUGGCCAUGAGCAAGGAGACGCUGGUGACGCUGCUGGCCCGCGAGAUGGAUCGCGUGGCUCGCAACACUGAGAACUGGCAAGAGCGCAUGGCGGCGCUGGGCGAGAUGCAGCGCGCCUUUGAGCAGCUGGAGAAAAAUCCACCGGCCGGCACUGUGGCUGCCAGUCUCAGUACAGACGUGUGGAAGACGCUGCGGCCGCUCAAAGGAAUGGUACAAGAUCUACGCUCUCAGAUCGUCAAGGAAGUCUGUGCGCUGCUCACGACCAUCUCACGCGUCACGCGCGACGCUAUGGCUCCGUUUCUGCGCGAAGUGUUGCCCACACUCGUGGAGGUUCGUGGUAGUGGCAACAAAGUCUGUGGCACGUACUGCGGGGAGUGCCUGGAGGCUGUAGUAACGCAGACGGUGAUCAAAGGCGCUACGUUGCGACUCUUUGUGGACAUUUUACUAGACAGCAAAAACAAACUCAUCCGACUAUGCUGCAUCUCCUGUCUUCGACGUGCACUCGUCUCGUGGAGCCCCGUGAUGGACAAGAGUGACGUGCAGCAGCUCGAGAAAGGUCUGCAACACGCGCUAUACGACGCCAGUUCCUCAUGUCGAGCACAGGCGCAUGAGCUUUUCUUGGCCUUCCACACACUCUUCCCCAAGCGAGCGCUCGUCGUCAUGAGCAUGGUCGACUAUAAAAUUCAGAAGCGACUCGAGGCGCUCGUGUCCUCGGACGUGGCGGAGUCCACGAAAGGCGCGGGUUCAGCGUCCAAUGCCAGUGUGGAUGGAGACGCAACUCCAGUGCAGCAAGUGCAGGCGUUGGCGGGCUUCAACCUGGACGUGGGUGAUCGUGUGUGCAUCCCGGAUAAAGAACUGUUCGGGUUUGUGAGAUUUUUGGGUGAAAUUAUCGGCGUGAAAGGGAUUUGGGUGGGCAUUGAACUGGACGAAGCUUACGGGAAGAAUGAUGGCAGCGUCAAAGGACGGUAUUACUUCCGCUGUAAGCCCAAACACGGUGUCUUUGCACGUCCUCAUCAGGUUUUCCUCACAAUGUCAGGCUCCAAACUGCAUGAGCAUCAGCUCCAGCAGCAACAGCAGAUUCAGGACGGCGAUAGUUUCGCCCAAAAGGGCAGUGCAGAGCUUGGAGACGAACCAGGGGGUAUUGAAGCCCCUCCAACACCGGAGGGGUUGGCUCCACCGUUCCCAAGUACCCCACGUACCCCUCCUCCUGCCCCGGCACCUGCUUCUUCGUUGAACCUGCCAGCCCCCACUGAUACUCCCGAGCCGUCCAAGUUGAGUUUUGUGCUGCAACGAGCCUCUGUCGCUCACCGACGGUACCUUAACCGUCUACUUAUCCAUGUUCGCGCGGAGUUGGAGGAACAUGAGCGUUUUGAGAACUACGGAGCAACCGCUAGCUCAGCCGACGCAGUGCAGUAUCUUCAACAACUUCAAAACAGCGCGCAAGACAAAAUCGUUCUCUCUGACGAAUUUAUCCAGCAGAUCAUUCAGGCCCAACAAGCUGCGAGGGAGUCCUAAAACCAACAACAACUCGCAUCAGUACAAAGGUAUGAUAAAACUCGAGACGAGUGUCGAUAGAUGAAUUGUCCGACGUGUACCUUUCGAUAGUUGCGCUCAAAACUGCAGUAUAUUGACACUCUCACGUCGUUGCAUUUCGCUCUGAAAUCACGUGUGUGAAGGAUGGUUGGUCCAGUUCCUGGUCCCGGGACUGCACAGGAUCUAUGACGCUAUAGUUCAAGCCUUCCUCUCUUGACAUUUCAUUGUCCAGAAAGCUUCGAGAAGCAAACGACAGACGGCGAUCAAAACUCCCAUCAAGCAUCAUUCCCCUCCCAGAGGCAGGAUCACUCAACACGGUUCCUCCUCGCGGGUUGCUAGUCGACAGCCAACUGAGAUUACUAUCGUCGCUCAAGAAUGUGGUGCCACGCUCAGACCACCAGAAACUGGCGCUCCCGUAGCUGUCGUCGCUCAGUUGAGUUGAGCUUCCUUCCUCGCUGGAGACCGACGUCACUGAUGCCGACGAAGCAGGUAGCAACAUGGACCCGGUAGUCGAACUUGCAGCUCGAACCAAUAGCGAUCGAUGUCUCCCGUCCUCCUUCUUCUUACUCUUCUUGGAGACUGAAGUCAUUCCAGGGUAUAGUCCAGUCUCCUGGAAAAUCGUUUGUUUCUCUCGUUCAAUGGCCAAUCGCGCCUCGGCCACGGCUUCAGCGACAUGUUUCUCAAUGAAUUUCUUAGCCGCAGCAGCCUUCAACUCCUCCAGCAAUUGUUGAUCACUCUGCGUAGACUCAUAAGAUGCUUC
Molecule: messenger RNA, 2382 nt
Organism: Phytophthora nicotianae INRA-310
Lineage: Eukaryota; Oomycota; Peronosporomycetes; Peronosporales; Peronosporaceae
Exons: 2
Coding region: 96-1604 (502 amino acids)
Biological process (GO): cytoplasmic microtubule organization
Cellular component (GO): cytoplasm; microtubule plus-end; nucleus
Molecular function (GO): microtubule plus-end binding
Source: RefSeq, a predicted model, not a curated record